ACAGAAUUUAAAGCAAGAUGAUGCCCAACAUGAAAGCAAUUUCAAUGGACGAAAGCUUAAAGAUUUGCUCGGCAGUUGUGCACAUUACAACACUCAGGCGAGAGAAGACGCUUUAUUGGGCCUUAAGAAUUUAUUCCAGGGCAACCCAAUCAUUUUAAAACAUAAUUUAAAUGCUGUUUUGCAACGAAUUCUUAGUUUGAUAACAGAUCUUGAAAGUUCAGUUCGCAAAGCAUUUCUGAUGCUAAUUUCACUUGUAUUCAAAUCUAUUUCUGAAACUGAAAUUUCACCAUUUUUUCAAAUAUUGUUGCAUAUCUUUGUUCAGCCAUGACCCACCUAAACGAGAACAUCCGCUUGGAUUCAAUGAAAUUCCUUGAUCUAUGCCUCAAGUUCUUCCCGCAAUUAGUCAAGGCCAAUCCAAAGAAUAUCAUAUUGAAUUUCAUGAAUGUUAUAUCUGUUGAAAAAUCGGGCAUGGCGAAGAACCGUGUAAUUCCCAUAAAGGCUGGGUUGAAAGCUAAAGUGAUGGUGCAGAAAACACAAUUAGAAGUUUUGAGCAGAUUGAAUCGCCUGUUAUGUGUGGUUUUCGGUGACGCUUCUGAAUCUAGCAGUAUUGAUAGCGAAUCUAUUACUUUUUCCAAUCUUGACCCAACGCUACUCUCAAAUUUCUCGUUGAAGACAACUUUGUCUGAAUUCCAAACUUUGACAACUAAUGAGGAUUGGCUGAAGGAGUUUAUUUCGAACUUGUCACCAGUUUUAUUUGAGUACUGGGUUGAAUGUUGUCCAGCCGAAUUCAAGACAAAUCUAAUUCCCAUAAACAAGGCGUCAGUUCCAAUACAAAUCAUGAAGGAAAUUCUGGAAAUCUUCGUGACUUUGGUUGAAAGCUUGAAGAAGAAUAGCUCGGUUCAGGAAUCGUUCCACGGAUUUUUGAACAGCGAUUUGUCAGUCCAGUUUGAUGCGCAUUUAACCAAAGCGUUUCCACUAAGUUUUACAUUUAAGCAAUCUGGGAAAAAGUCGGUUCAGUCGGUAGAAAAUAUCACAGAUGUCCAAUUGAAUAUUCUAGUUGCUCGGUUAUUGUGCUAUCAUAUUGGUGAGAUUAAGAAUGUUAAAAAGCUUCCAAGGUGGGCAUCGGAAGUCCUUUCCUACAUUCAAAAAGUGUUGCCUUCUAAAAACAUUGACAGACAACAGUCUAAAUUAAUUGCAUCUGAUAUCCAGUCCCUAACUAGCCUUGUCAAAGUGUUUUUACUGAAUUUGCCCAAGCAGUUUGAAAAUGAAAAAGUCCAGCUACUGCAAAGCAUGUAUUGUUUAUUCGAGCGUUCUUUUCGGGACUCAAAUACCAAAAAGGUCCUGUUAGAUUUCUUAGCAGAAAUUGUCAACGGCGCAAGAAACCCAAACAACCCGAUGAUAACCAUAUUGGACAAAUGGCUGACGUCUUUAUUAGGUAUACUUAUCAAGGAAAACAGUCAAGAUUUGCGAUACAAAAUAUUCUUCAUUUGUAAAUCUGGAAUCUUGCAACGAUUUCCUCGUCUCACAAUUGCAAUGGCCAAAGCACUACCUCGUGUGUUUGCAGUGGAGAGCUUUUCAAAGUUGAGUGAGAAAGUCCAACGACUUGUCAUCGAAGUUUUGUAUCACAGUGGUCAAGUCCCGUCUCGAGAAUUGUAUGAUGUUUUUGCUAAGUUGUGUAAUUCUGGUUGCCUGCUGUUGCCUGUAAGCAAGUACCUAUUAUUUGUGAUACAUCAAUUGGUUCAUUCCAAACCAAGUAACUCCCUCGUGACUAUAGCAGACUAUCUAAGCUUCAUCCUAUCGAUUGCGAUGGGCCACACACAGGACGAACUUGAACACAUGCAAGCCUACCGAGAAGGACACCCCAACUGUUACAAUUUUAAAGAAAUCUGCAAGAGAUGUACAAUUGUUGCUGAGUUUGAAAGCAACAACACUAAUCCCCAAAUAACAAGGGAAAGCUUGGAACACGCAAAUAAAGUUAUCGAGAUUAUUUGCAAUCUUUUAGCUCAGUCCGAUUAUUGUUCAAGAUUGCUUGAAAUGCUUGAGGCUCCACUUUGUACAGUGUUUAGCAGAUAUCCAACACUACCACUUUUGGUGGUGUAUCGAUUACUCUACUUGAUUAAGAAGCUUCUGCAGUCAACAAACGAAAGAGGCGCUACAGAACUUCUAGCACCUGUUGCGACUUGGUGUGCGAUAAUGUGGCAUUUCUUGCUAAAGGUCUGGUCAUUGUUUGGGAAAGCGAAUUUCAUACAAACGCUUACCAACCAUCUACAACCUGUAAUUUCAGAGCUAUGCAAGUCUUCUGAAACUAUUCUCAAGAGUAUGCUGGAUUUAUUUAUCCCAUGCACAAUGCCUGGUUUCAAGCCUCGGUUAGCAUGUCAAGUACUUACCGAGAUGUUUAAAGAGUUACAGGGUAGCUUUACUUCAGUUCACCAAUCUGUGCUGAAAGAUCUAUACAUAAAUCUGGAAUGUGCUUGCAACAAUGAGACAUUGGACAGUCAGAUAUUUUCAGACUUUAAGUAUCAAUAUCAAAGUUGUGUGAAGAAGCUUCUGGUAUGUGACCAAAUAUAGAAACGAACGCUUACUAACCAUCUUCAACUGGUAAUUUCAGAGCUGUGCAAGUCUUAAAUUCUGAAACUAUUCUCAAGAGACUUAGAGAAUGCUGGAUUUAUUUAUCCCAUGUACAAUGUUAACAUGUCAAGUACUUACUGAGAUGCUUACAGACAGAUAUGUUCAGACUUUAAGUAUCAAUAUCAAAGUUGUGUGAAGACGUUUCUGAUAUGUGAACAAGUAUAGCAGAAUUAACAAGCCGGUAUGUACUAUGCAAUAUCUUAUUUUAUUUAUAUUGUAUUGACGGUUGGCAGAUCCUACUGUAGUAAAUAAAUUGACCAUUGUUGCACAAGGUAGCAGCAGUACUUUUAAAUAUGAACAAGCUUUCAUUGGCAGGGAUGCAACUACCUGAAAAAUAUAAGGAGAAUUUCGAUGUUUCGAGCGAAGGCCCUUCGUCUGGAAUUACUUGAAUUCAAAUUUAAUCCUACCAACGAAAGCUUGUUCAUAUUAUUGGCACUACCUACACUGGCACAGACAGUAUUUUCAAGUAUGGACAACAAUUGCUACAGUAUACAGUAACCUACAACAAGUGCAUUUCAUCAAGGUGAACAACUGUAUAAUAAACUGGUGUUAUGUACUUGGGUGAAUAUGAUGUUUGUGAUGUUACUCUGAGUGUGCAUCCAUUGACCUCAUAGCUCAGUUGGCAGAGCAUUGGACAAGUUCCCAAAGGUCACUGGUUCAAUUCCCACCGUGUGCACACUCAAGUAACAUCACAAACAUCAAGUAUAGUAAAAUUAACAAGUAUGUACUAUGCAAUAUAUAAUUUAUUUAUAUUGUAUUAACGGUUGGCAAAUGCUUCUGUAAUAAAUAAAUUGGCCAUAAUAUGUUGCACAAGGUAGCAGUCCUUUUAAGGUAAACAAUAUAUUACAUUUUCUUCUAUAGACAACAAUUACUAUACAGUACCCUAAAACAAGUGCAUUUUAUCAACUGGUGAUCCACUUUGCCAGCCUAGACCCAGGGCCUUUACUUGGCAGGUGGCACUUGAUUUGUAGGUUAAAUUAAAUUAAUCGACUUAAAGUCUUCUCAUGAAAAAAGCACCGAAAUAUACCUAGAAAGCUGUAGGUCUAGGCCAUUGAACUAUAAAUAAACUGGAAGGCUAACUCAGGGGGGGAAAUUGAAGCCAGUGCAUUUUAGUUUUUCUGAGUUAUGAGCAGAAAUACUCAACACUGAACGUUGGGCUAUAUAUCAAAUUGAAGCUAUUGAAAAACACUAUUUGGUGUAGAAAUUUGAAGACUUUAGCUAAAAGGGAAAUAUUGAAAAACUACAAACAUAAUUACCGAUAAUUUGCCGUUUUGCAGUUGUUUUCGUAUUUUUUAAAUAUUUUUCUUUUUGCUGAAGUCUUGAAAUUUCCACACCGAAUAGCAAUUUUCAAUAGCUUCAAUUUGAUAUAUAGCCCGACGUAUGGGGUCAAGUAUUUCUGCUCAUAACUCAGAAAAACUAUUUUGGCUUCAUCAAAUCAUAGGCCUUCAUCAUAGCAGUUAGCCUUCCAGUUUAUUUAUAGUUCAAUGGUCUAGGCUGACACAGUAUCUUUGUCACAAUUUUUGCCUCAAGCAUAUUUGUGGUUGCAUCACCAUAUCAUGUUGCGAACUUCUGCUUCAUAGAUAUGUGGCAUCAUUCCUAAAUAGCAAUAUGGUGAUAUGGUGAAUUCUUGAUGGAAAGUUUGUGUCACACAACCGAGAUAUCGGGCGCACAAUGUUGAUACUUUCUACAUAGUUACUACGGUAUUAAUUUUGUUAAAUCUUGGGUGCGCAAUUGUCAAACUUUUCAGUCAGGAGUGUGUGUGUCACAUAUGGUCAGCACACACCCCUUGCAGAGUUCAGCCGGCUGCUGAAGGUAGGGUAAUUUGUGUUAUUACCUAAACGUGUAGGGACCAUCGUCACAGUAUUUUUUCCAAACAAUUUUUUCUCGUAUUCAAUUAGCUGUGUCCAGAAGCCAUUAUUCGGUCUGAUCAUUUUCCUUUUUGAUUUCACCAGAUAAUGUGCUUCCACAAGACUUAGGUUUUGGUAUUUCAUUAAAUAUGCAAGGACGAGAGUUGAUGAUCUG
This is a messenger RNA of Paramuricea clavata, 4650 nucleotides long. NCBI's taxonomy places the organism in Eukaryota, Metazoa, Cnidaria, Anthozoa, Malacalcyonacea, Plexauridae. The record is from the annotation of a GenBank genome assembly.